Messenger RNA from Salmo salar (Atlantic salmon), 4559 nucleotides. RefSeq names its product BMP/retinoic acid-inducible neural-specific protein 3-like. Gene Ontology annotation, biological process: negative regulation of mitotic cell cycle; nervous system development; positive regulation of neuron differentiation. NCBI's taxonomy places the organism in Eukaryota, Metazoa, Chordata, Actinopteri, Salmoniformes, Salmonidae. The record is from RefSeq and is a predicted model, not a curated record. Gene Ontology annotation, cellular component: neuronal cell body; cytoplasm; dendrite.
CUCAGAGCAGCAGCACUCCUCAGUCUAGGGCUCAACCGAUGUGCUGGUCUUGACAGUGAGUGAUGACUGUGGCAGGGGCAGCUGAGGCUUAGCUGUGUGGCUCACAGAAAAAGGUGCAAAUUGGAUGUCUCUGCUUUGGUAGCAGGUGCAGGCUCUUUAUUGAAGGGAGAGUUGCCUAAAAGGGAAGAGUGAUAUUUUGUGUGGAUUUUAUUCUGCUUCUGCUGACUGCUCCACCAUAUCUUAUCAUUAUGACCUGGAGGCAUGGGGGACACAGGCACCUUUGACUUUUUUCUCUUUCUGAAAUCCUUUCAAGAUAUAUGCUUAGUUUUGAAUGAAGUUUUGUUUGUUUUUGACUAUUAUCUCAAGCUGAAUAUACACUGUAGUGUUGUGGACUUUACAUUAUCAUAGGGGCACCUUUGGACCCCAACUUGCAACCAACGUUUACUGACUUGGCUAUAGGAGUGAGGGGACAAUGCCUGGAUUAUCCUAUAAUAAGUGACUCUGUAACUUGCCAGUGGGAAGCUGCAAGUGAAAAAGGGACUGGAGGCUGUCGGUUGGCUGCUGGCUGCAUUCCACCAGUUUGGCUGAAGACUGUAAGCGUCCUGACAACCUUCACUAGCUGGUAGGAUACACGCACACCGAGAGAAACAGCAGGAUCGCACUUCACAUUCUGGGUCAGGAGGGAUUAGUAGAAGAAUGCUGGUCCCGGGUGCCAAACAGGAAGAUGGUGAUGCGUUGGCCGAGUGCUGCAGCUGUUAGAUGGUUGCUGUUGAUGCUUCUAUGGCAGUGGACAGUGCUGGGCCACCUCGGCUGGGUUCUGGCCCUGGCUGAGGGGCAGCAGAGUAAGAACCCCUCACUCACUGCUGCCAGCACUGGACGUCAGAGUGGCGGCCAACUGGAUUGGCUGCUGUCCGAGAAGGGACCUUUCCACCGUUGUCCUGAAUACACAGAGUUCAAAGAACGCUUCCAGCAAGGUUUCUCCACACGCUAUAAGAUCUACAGGGAAUUCAGCCAUUGGAAAGUGAACAGCUUGGCUACAGAGAAGAGGGACGUUUUUAAGGCCCAAUUGCCGCUGGCGCCGGAGUUUCUACGCAACCUGAGGUUGCUGGGUCGAAGACCAAGUCUGCAGCAGAUCCACGAGAACUUGAUCAAGAAAUAUGGAACUCACUUUUUGGUGUCUGCUACGCUAGGAGGAGAAGAAUCGUUGACAAUCUUCCUCGAUAAGCAGAAGCUCAGUAAGAAAUCGGAGGGACAGGGAAACAGCUCUGUGGUCUCCUUGGAAGUAUUGCAUCAGUUGGCUGCCUCUUAUUUCACAGACCGUGAGAGCACCUUGAGACGACUUCACCACCUACAGAUAGCCACCUCCGCCAUAAAGGUAACAGAAACUAGGACCGGGCCCCUUGGAUGCAGUAACUAUGACAGCCUUGAUUCUGUAAGCUCUGUCUUGGUACACAGUCCUGAAAAUAAAAUACAUCUAAAAGGUUUACAGGAUGUCCUUCCAGAAUUCCUCCGGAACCGUUUUGUGGAGGCUGCUCUCAGCUACGUGGCAUGCAACUCUGAGGGGGAGCUUUUGUGUCGUAACAAUGACUGCUGGUGCCGUUGCUCUGCCAAGUUCCCAGAUUGUAACUGCCCCUUUGCUGAUAUUAAAGUCAUGGAGGAAAAUCUGCACAAAAGCAAGGAAUCCUGGACCAACUUCAACACCGAAUUCAUGGAAUCAGAUGAAUUCAAGGCCUUCAUGAAAAAACUACCAACAGACCGUUUUUUAAACACAUCCUUGGUAUUCAAGUUUUGGGCAGCAGAUGCAGCUCUCCAGAGGCGCUACAUCCAAUUGGAGAGCAGCACCAAUUUGAUUAUUGGGAAAGCCCAGAAGAUUGUGAGGAAACUCUUCUCUCUGAGCAAGCGAUGUCCCAAACUGCCAAGGAUCAGCCUCCCAAGAGAAAGGACACCAGGAUUUUGGUUGAACAGGGCCCAGUCACUCCUGUACUGCAAUGAGCAUGGAGUCCUGGGCACGUUUUCAGAGGAGGUGCAGAGCUGCACCUGCACUGCAGAGCACAGUAGUGCCUGCCAGGGGACAGUACCCUGUGUGGUCGGAGAGGGGUCAUCCUGCCUCUCAUGUGGCUCAGACAACAUCACACGCUGUGGCUCCUGCCACCUUGGCAACAUCCUGCACCUGGGCUCUUGUCGGCCCAACAUAGCAAACUCUCUGGACCACUACCUGAACAUUGACUUUGACAUGCCGGAUGCAGAGUUCAAGUACCUGCUCCAGCGGCUGGACAGUCGCAUGGAAGUCCAUGCCAUCUACAUCAGCAAUGACGUGCGUCUGGGCAGCUGGUUCAACCCAGCCUGGAGGAAACGCAUGCUCCUCACUCUAAAGAGCAACAAAAACAAAUCCAACCUCAUUCAUAUGCUAAUGGGAAUCUCAUUCCAGAUCUGCUCUACUAAAAACAGUACCCUGGAGCCUGUGCCUGCCAUCUAUGUCAACCCAUUUGGGGGUAGCCACUCAGAGAGUUGGUUCAUGCCUAUCAACCAACAGGACUUCCCAGACUGGGAAAGAACUAAGGUGGAUGCCUCUCUGCAGUGCUACAACUGGACAUUGAUGCUGGGCACUAAGUGGAAGUCCUUCUUCGAGACGGUGCACAUUUACCUGCGCAGCCGCAUCCUGACCGAUGACCCCACCGUCAACGAGACCCUUUUCUACGAACCCCUGGACCUGGAUGACCACACGUCCAACCUGGGCUACAUGAAGAUCAACAGUCUCAAGGUGUUCGGCUACAGCAUGCACUUUGACCCCGAGGGCAUCAAAGACCUGAUUCUGCAGCUGGACUACCCUUACACGCAAGGCACCCAGGACGCAGCCUUUCAUAUGCUGCUGGAGAUGAGAGACCGCAUCAACCGGCUCUCCCCGCCUGGAUUGCAGCCAUUGGACCUCUUUUCAUGUCUGCUCCGCCACAGGCUCAAGCUCUCCACUAGUGAGGUGGUGCGCAUCCGAGACUCCCUCCAGAUUUUCAACUCCAAGCUGCCCAAUUCCUCAGAGGCAGAGCUGGGCCAGUUGUGCAGCUAGCUCAGUCUAAAUUAGAGUCCAGAGAGUGCUGUGCUGCACUGCUGGUUACUCUUUAGUCAGUUGCCAAUUUAUCCAUCUGGUUUGGAAAACAUGUACAUAUAUUUCUCUGAGAUGUCUAGAGCAUUCCAUUACACUGGCUGACAGAGCUUGGAGUGUGUUGGCUCUGUUGGAUGUGGAGUGAUGUCAUGACAACAGAUUUUGCUUUGCACAGAGUUUUUAAUAUAAAGAGCGAGGAACUGAGUUUGGAAAAGAAUUGCUCUGGAUUGUUCAUCUGUUGGCAGGAAGUUGAGGAAACAGAAGAGGAUUUCCCUUUCUAACGCUUUUUUCUUUGGUUACAGAAUGAUUUCAUUUGAAAGAGUCUGAUGGGCUGAAUGAGUUGAUUAUGCAUAAAGGGAUAGUUCAACCAAAUUACAAAAUGAUACAUUGGUUUCCUUAUCCUGUAAGCAGUCUAUGGACAAGGUAUGACAGCAAUCCAUGUUUUGGCUUAGUUUCCCUGGCACUGUUUCCACAUGCUAAUGUUUUGGAAUUUGUUGCAGAAAUCUCAUUCAAGUCAUGGACCGAUAUUAGCAUUUUUUCACGCAUCAUGUCCAAAUCUUCUUAAAGUAUCUAAAGUUGAAUAUAAAGCCCAACAAAGUCACUUAUAGAUGAGUUUAACAUGAUGCACAGAAAAUUCUAAUAUCGUUCUCAUGACUUUCUGCCACAAAUGCUAAAACGUUAGCAUGUGGAAACUGUGCCAGGGAAACUAAACCAAAACAUGGAUUGCUGUCAUUCCUUGUCCAUAGACUGCUUACAGGGUAAGGAAACCAAUGUGUCAUUUUGUAAUUUGGGUGAACUAUCCCUUUAAUGGUUUAUUAUGAUAAUCAUCCCCAAAAAUGUUAUCCUUGCCUUUCCAUUUUAUCUGGCGUUCAAAAUCCUGUAAAAUAUGUAUUUGUGCUUAAAAUUUGGUUGGGAAGCCCAAUAGUAAAUAUUUCUAUUUAUUUAUUCAGCAACAUUACUAUACCAAAAGAAGCUGAACGUAGUGGCAAAAUGAAUGGUUAAAAUGUCUUAAAUGUUGAAAUAUCUUUUUUGAGAGGAUUUCAAAAGGUCUGUGGAUACAGCUGUGUACAUAUUGCUCCAUCUAAAUCUAGAUGUGGAAAGUACACAUUGCUUUUUAGAUAACCAAGUGCAAAGACCAAAAAAAAUAUUUGUAACAAAAUAAAAUCAUGCCUUAUGAUGGAGAAUCAAUGUUCAGAUAAAAAGCACAUUCAGCUGAGUGUUUCAUUUUCAGGCUAGAUCUUUUGAAUAUACAGUUGAAGUCCAAAGUUUACAUACACUUAGGUUGGAGUCAUUAAAACUCGUUUUUCAACCACUCCACACAUUUCUUGUUAACAAACUAUAGUUUUGGCAAGUUGGUUAGGACAUCUACUUUGUGCAUGACACAAGUACAUUUUCCAACACUUGUUAACAGACAGAUUAUUUAACUUAUAAUUCACUGUAUCACGAUUUCAGUGGGUCAGAA